GCGGGUGUGGCGGAGGCGGUUUGCGGCCGUUAGGCGGCGGGGGGGCUGCCCUCAGCCGGGAGGGGCUUCGCGAGUGCCGGCCCGGGUAGGAGGAGGUUGGCGGGAGCCCGAAAAUAAGCGGGGGGGAGCGAGAAAAGAUGGUCAAGGUUUGCGCCAUUUUUGGAGGAUCACAAGGAACAGGAAAAGCUGUUGCAGUAUCACUGGCACAGAAAGGCUGCCACCUGGCGAUUAUUGCUGGAAACCUGGAAGUAGCCCAAACCACUGCACGUAAUCUUGGUGGAGGACACCUGGCACUUAGCUGUGAUGUAUCCAGCAAACAAGGAUUUGAGGAGAUACAAAGGAAGUUAGGUCCUGUUGACUAUUUGGUUAAUGCAGCUGGGAUUAACAGGGAUGGUUUGUUACUGAGAACCAAGACUGAAGAUAUGAUAGCCCAGAUUCACACUAACCUUUUGGGAACAAUGUUGACAUGCAAAUCUGCUGUAAAAAACAUUAUUCAACACCAGGGGGAGGUGCUAUUGUCAAUACAGGUAAGUUGCUUGUCUAAUCCAGUGGAAUUCAAUGUACUAGUUUUCUAGAAAGCAUUAGCAGGUGUAAGGUAUUAAAAUGUUACUUGUUAUGAUUAAAUUUCUUUGUAUUUAGACAUUCUAUAUUUAGCGUUUCUUUAUGAAUGCUUAUUCUUUUGCGUAAUUUCAGCAACUUCUAAAUGUAAACCCAGCUUGUUUCACUAAUAAACACCUCAGAGUUUAUAUUUUAUUGAAAAAAUGAUUUUACCAUUCUUCAUCAGCUCUUUCAGUAGCUAAAUCUACUAACUGCUAGUUACUAGGAAUCAAAUAGGUACAGUUGGCUUGUUGGUUUUUUUGGGGUUGUUUUGUUUUGGUUUUUUCUGUGGGAGCAUAUGUUUUUAGAAAGCUUUUCAUUUUACUCUCCUGCUGCCUGCUGAUCAACAUAAUUAUAUGGAUUCCACAAAAAUUGCAGAUAAUUGAGGGAUUUGCUUAUCCCAGCAUUAGGCUAUAAAGUACACUUAGUAAUAAAUAUACUUCUAAUUCCUAUUCAUGUAAUCUCAUUUUCCAUUCCACAUUUAAAAUUACAAAGCUAGUACGAGGUUUCAAAUUAGGCAUUUAAUCUUUUCUUCUCUUUGAUGUUUCUUUAUUUUAGGAAGUAUUGUAGGACUUAAAGGCAACUCUGGUCAAAGUGUAUAUAGUGCUAACAAAGCAGUAUUAGUUGGAUUUUCAUGCUCUCUUGCUAAAAAAGUAGCAAAAAAGCAAAUUUGAGUCAACAUGGUUGCUCCAGGUUAGUUUUGGCGAAAUUGCUAGAUCCUUGACUGUUGCAAUACGUGCUCAUCAAGAGCAUUGGAUAUUUGCUGUACUCUGAAUGUAACUUGAGACAAAUGUCUAUUAUUUUCUUCAACCUUUGUAAGUAAAUGCUUUAAAUCUCUUUUUUUUUUUUUUUCAAUGUAAAGUGUAAUACAUUCUUUUACAAAACCUUCAGUCUUCUUAAGGCAACACCGAGAAAUUUGGAAGAGUGUGUCUACCUGUUCCUCUGUCCAUUAUUACAGAAUAAAUGUUUUGUGGUUUUUUCUUUGUUGCUCCUUCAAAACCUGCUGCCCUUGCAGAUGGAAGUAUUAGAACUAAUUAGACCCUUGUCUCCUGCUAGAGGAUGCUUCUUUGUUAUUAGAAAAACAUGAAAGACCACAAGAGGCUGGCAUGAAAGCGUCCCUGUCUGUCCCUGUAGUAAAAGGAGAGAGUCUGGAAAGAAAGUUCGGUGAGGACAAGGCUGUGAUUUCACAAGUUGAUCUAGUCCAAGCAAACAACUGCCCUGAGGGAAAAAUCCCUUCUGUCUUUUCUGACUUUUUCCACUCACAACUGUGUACUCUGCUGCUCACCUUGUGCUAGCUCUGAUGCCUUUCAGACCUCUACAUGAACCAGUUCACCUUGUGAACUAGGCAGGAAAAAUACUUUUUAUUGUUUAGUGAAUUGAGCAGCUCACAGAAGGGUCCAGAGCAAUCAUAAAGGGGCAGAGUGGUACAGUAGAAAGCAAAACUGAGACUUUCGCUCUUGGUGGUACCUAGAAAGCAGAUAAGAUCAGCUGUUCAUGAAACUGCAGUUUAUGUGAAGAGCGGUAGGAAAACUGAAUCCCAGAUAACUGAAAAUGUUAAAGAAAUGUCCUUCAAAAAUGUCAAGAAAUAUUAUCUUCAAAUGAGUGCUGUAAUAGAAAUUACGUAAGUGUUGUCGUAAGUUCUAAAAUAUAAUGGAAACACUUGCAAGCUGUAGGGGUUUCUUGCCAGAGAUUUUGUACUUGUGUUUUCAUUGACAAUGUUUUGGUGAAAUCUGUGUAUUUUGUCUUUCAGAAAAUUGAUACUAAAUAUGAUUUUGGGACCCAUUUUUAGUUAUCUUUUUUUUUGAUGGACUUCCAUAGAUCUCUGCAUUUUGAUUAUUACAUCAGUGCUUUCAAAACUAGAACACGUUAUAUUGGUUAGGUAAAAAAUUGGUCUUAGCCAUAAAAUGAUGUGGAUUGACUUCUGAGGCUUCGAAAAAUGGUAGCUGAUGUGGAAUCCUAGUAGUAGAUUUCACUUUGGAGGAUUUCAGGGAAAAUCCACUAGGGAAAUAUAGUUGAAGAUUAGGUAACUCUUCAAAUAUCUCUCCUCUCUUAGGCUUUAUUCACACAGGGAUGACUGCUGAUUUGGAAGAAGAUCAGCUAAAGAAAGCAAUUCUCCUCGGAAGAUUUGGAGAGCCUUGUGAAGUUGCGCAAGCUGUUGUCUUUCUUCUGGAGUCCCCUUAUGUUACAGGAGUACGCUAGUUGUGGAUGGACGCUUGCAGCUUCUGACUUAACUAGUACCUUGAAUAAGUACCUGCUUUACUGUCAUGAUGGUAAUACAUAAAUGUAUGCUAAUUAAACGGAGAGGGGUGGAAAUUGGUUGAAGAUUGAUGUAUGUAAUUGACUUGAUAUUAAUUAGUCAGAGGAGAAAUUCAGCGGUGGUAAAGUCCAGCGUGUAUGUUUAGCUGCUGAAAGGGUCCAUUUGGUAUUACAAAGUCUGUAUAUAUAACAAUUUGAAAAAGAUCUGGUUUUGGUAUGGUGUAGCUUUAAAUAACAUGCUGGUACGUUUUUAAAGCAUGAUUUUUUUUAUAAAGUCAUGUUUUCCAAUCAGGGAUAGAGUGGAGAUUUUUUUCUAAAUACCAUGUUACACAAGGCUAAUAAAGUGCGGAGGCAUGUUUAUUGGUUGGCAGGUAUGAUUGCAUCAAGUUUUUCAUGUAGGGCAAAGACUAUGAACUGCACAAUUUUUUAUUCUUAUCAGUUAGUCCCUACAAAGUGGCAAGGAGUUUCCUUUUGGGUUUUGUUUGUUUGUAGCUAGCACCUACAAAGCUCAGAGCUUCUAGACCUUCAGCAUAGCUGAAUUGCCUUUAGGAGGUUUAAUUAUAUGCAGUGUGUUUUUGUAAAGACAAAACCUGCUCAGUUCUGUUCUUGAUUGUAUGUACAGCACUCAUUUAAUCCAGUAGCACUUGCGUGUAUACACUGAAGGACUGUGGUCACUGGAGUUGUUGACUCUGUAUUCUGAGUUUGAGCUGCAUGUACACCAGUGAACAGUACAGUUGCAGACAAUGCUGCAUAAAAGACUUUUCACUGACUCAGCAUUUGUUCAGAAAACACUUCACCACUUCCAGAGUGUGAAGUCAAGGUAUUUUGCACUACAUCUUCUUGAACGCUUAGUUCAACUGUUAUGAUACUCUUUAAUAUGUAUGUAUAGUCAAUAAAAUAGUCAUUUAUUUUAUUCAAAGCAGCUUUUGAAGCAGAGUAAUUAUUCAGCUGUGAAUGAUCCUGAGUUUUCCUCUCUUGCUGAAAAAUUACCAAAAAUUUGACCUCAGGCGUUUCUGUUGAGAUCAAGUAAUUUUGGGUAAUUGAUGUUUUUUAUCAUCUCUGAAGGAAACCGUGGAUGUGAUUUGGAACCUUCACUUCUUAGAUCAAGCAUUCAUUGCAUCAUGAUCCAGAUGUUGAUUCAGCUUCUGAAAUUACUUCCCAUCUUGGCACAAACCAAAGUACAGAAAGGAGAUCUCACCGAUGAUAACUUUGAAUCUUUAUAAAGUCUGAGAUUUUCUUCGUUUGUGCAGCUGAGAGAUUUUAUCUUUGUGCCAGAAAACAGUGCGUGUUCAAGCUUCUGGCAGCUGUUUCUGGACCACUUAAAACUACUUCAGAACUAGGAAGUGACAGCAGCUGCAACCUCCCCCAGGGUUUACCUGUUGUACUGCAGUUGGUUCCUAAAGCAAAAAAAUUCUCUUUCCUGCUGGUGUUAGACUGAAGUUCAUUCAUCAAUUGUCCUCUCUAUAGCUGCUGAAGUCAUUGCUGUACAGGUACCGUUGCUGGUAGUCUGGCUUUUUUCCUCUAAGUGCGAGCUAAGCGUUAUGUUGCAAGUGCCAACAUUUUUAUUAGAGAUUCGGUGCAGUAUGAGAUUAUUUUAUGUAUUAAUUACUUCUGUAAAGAGACUGUGGCUUAAUUCCGAUUUCGAGUCGCAAGCUUUAAUACAUGUUAAAGAAUACUGUGUGCUGUCUGCAGUAAAUGGUAAAUUUCUUGGGGCAGGGUAUGUGUUUUCAUCUGCCUGAUGUGUAUUAUGUGCUCACAGUUCUGCUCAAACAGGAAAACUCUGCAUGGGGAGGGCUUUUUCUUGCCACCAGCUCAGGAGAAUG
Molecule: messenger RNA, 4676 nt
Organism: Falco peregrinus (peregrine falcon)
Lineage: Eukaryota; Metazoa; Chordata; Aves; Falconiformes; Falconidae
Product: 3-oxoacyl-[acyl-carrier-protein] reductase-like
Exons: 5
Coding region: 138-575 (145 amino acids)
Biological process (GO): siderophore biosynthetic process; fatty acid biosynthetic process
Molecular function (GO): 2,3-dihydro-2,3-dihydroxybenzoate dehydrogenase activity; oxidoreductase activity, acting on the CH-OH group of donors, NAD or NADP as acceptor; quinone binding
Source: RefSeq, a predicted model, not a curated record